Messenger RNA from Penicillium atrosanguineum, 1503 nucleotides. RefSeq lists its product as uncharacterized. Lineage: Eukaryota; Fungi; Ascomycota; Eurotiomycetes; Eurotiales; Aspergillaceae. The transcript is spliced from 3 exons. The coding region runs from base 1 to 1503 and encodes 500 amino acids. The record is from RefSeq and is a predicted model, not a curated record.
AUGGCGAACAUGUCCAAUGAAGACUUGUAUUCGCGAUUUCGCGAAGCUCACCAGCCUGUGAGCGAUCUGAACUUCGCAACACGCCGUAAGGAUUCCACCAUAGCGGACCCCGAUCCAUCCCAUGGGUACAUGGAUGUGGCUCUACAGCCCUUCAUGCACAAUAUGGCCCUUUUGGAAGCAGGAGAAAGUCUUGCGAGAUACCAGGUCCGCAAUCCGUAUGAUCUCUUUGCCAGCUCGCUGGAGGAGCGACUGAGGACUUUGAUGAACACGAAUAGUCCGGAUGUCCAGCCGGAUAUCAGCAAAGAUCCAAGUACUGCAGCUUCAAUCAACUGGGCCGAUCUGAUUCGAGAGGCCAAGCAAGAUGAUUUCCGUCAACACCCUGAUGGCAAGUACUACUUCCUGUUUAGAAGCGAGCACUACAUCAUCAUGGAUAAGCACGACUACGGAGUCAUGUCGAUUCUCAAAAGCUUCCUGCAUCCUUGGCCUCCCUGGCCACACCCUGAUGAUGUCGACAAGGAAAGACUUGUUUUAACGAUGGAGCAUGACAAGGCUAUUCAGUUCAAAACAGCCCAUGCGGAAGUCGGUUCUCGCCUCGACGGCUAUCUGACAAAGCUGAGGGAGCGGGACCAUCACCUUGCUGUGUACCGAAAUGCGAUCAAGGACUGGAGCAGGAUCUAUUUCGGGGCGGUCUAUGAUCUUCCUGGUGAAAGUAACGAGGUCCCGCUGGCUCCGCCAAUUCAGCAAUGUGAACCUUCCCGAGCCAUUUCCGUUGAUUCGGUCAACUCGAUUGAAUUUGACAACCGAGGUGAUAUAGAAUAUGGUGAUCAAGGCGACGACGACUUCGUGCCACCCGGAGGAGAGGGUUUUUUGGAUGAAUCCACCGAAAACCUUGACAAUACCGUCUCUGAAGCUUCUCGUGGAUGUUCUCAUGCCAGGAAGUGCAACAAUCCCACAGACGCAAGCUAUUACACUCUAUCGUCCAUCACCGAAAGAAAUGGCGGUGACGAUGAUGAGAGAGAUGACAACGAGGAGACCCCCACGAACACCCCCGCCAAGAUAUCGUCUCCCAAGCGCAGAAGAGUCGCCACGAACUACUCGCUCUCGACGGGUGUGCGAACUCGUCUGAAUCAAAUUGAGAAGCAAAAUGGUUUCUCUGUCCUUGAUUCAUUGCUGAAGAAGGGUAUUCCCUGGUCAUCUGUUACAGAUCAAUACAAUCUUGAGUUCGGAACUCAUCGCAGUGUAGAAUCGGUGCGAGCUGUCUGGGAUCGUCUUAGUCUCAACCCUGAACCAACCGAAGGUGCGACAGCUAUCCGUUCCAAGGCCGAACCCUCCCCUAACAAGCACCAUGAAAGCAGAACUUCCAAGUCUCGCCGCAAGCUAGUCCAACAGCCCAAUCGCAACCGCGACAAGCAGAACAAACCGCACGAAGAAGAUAUCCAAGACCAAGAUCACGAUAUGAUUUAUAACGGGGACGACUACAACAAGGAUGAAAACAUUCACUAG